This is a messenger RNA of Mesitornis unicolor (brown roatelo), 977 nucleotides long. RefSeq names its product sodium bicarbonate transporter-like protein 11. The transcript is spliced from 7 exons. The annotation marks the transcript as partial. Gene Ontology annotation, biological process: monoatomic anion transport; monoatomic ion homeostasis; transmembrane transport. Gene Ontology annotation, molecular function: solute:inorganic anion antiporter activity. Lineage: Eukaryota; Metazoa; Chordata; Aves; Mesitornithiformes; Mesitornithidae. The record is from RefSeq and is a predicted model, not a curated record. Gene Ontology annotation, cellular component: plasma membrane; basolateral plasma membrane.
GUGUUAUUGGAAACAACAAAGCUAUAGGAAAAUACAUCACGACUAUGAUAUUCCUGUAUUUUGCCUGCCUCCUUCCAUCCAUCGCAUUUGGGUCGCUCAAUGAUGAAAAUACCCGAGGAGCUAUUGAUGUGCAGAAGACAAUCGUUGGCCAGUGUAUUGGAGGGCUGCUUUACGCACUUUUUUCGGGGCAACCUUUAGUUGUACUCCUAACCACGGCUCCUUUAGCGCUCUACAUUAAUGUCAUCCGAGGAAUCUGCGAUGAUUACAACUUGGAUUUCAGUGCUUUCUAUGCCUGGAUUGGACUGUGGAACAGCUUUUUCCUUGUGAUGUACUCCCUCUUUAAUUUCAGUCUUCUGAUGAAGCUCUUUAAAAGGUCAACAGAAGAAAUAAUUGCACUUUUUAUAUCCAUCACGUUUGUACUUGAUGCCUUCAAAGGCAUUAUUAAAGUUUUUAAGAAAUAUUACUACCAUGGGCGCACAGGAGACAGUUACUUGGAAAAAGCACGAACUGAUGCUAUUCCAAGCCUCGGCAUCAAUACCACCUUCUUGAUGAAUUCAUCAGUGAGCAGAUCCAUGUCCCUAGAGAAUCAAACAGGCACGCACGAUGUGCAUUAUGGACGUGAAACUGCCGUCCUUAGUCUCAUGUUGAUGUUGGGUACCCUUUGGCUUGGUCAUACGCUCUAUCAGUUUAAGAAAAGCCCGUAUUUGCAUGCCAGAGUGCGUGAAAUUCUGUCCGACUGUGCCUUACCGAUUUCAGUUCUGACUUUCUCAGUUGUGGGCUCCUAUAUCUUCAAGGAAAUUGAAAUGUCCAAAUUUAACUACAACCCAUCUGAGAGCUUGUUCGUGCUGGCCCCAGUCCAGUCCCUCUCGAUCGGGUCCGUGAUGAGCGCCAUGGGGCUGGGUUUCCUCCUGUCGAUGCUCUUCUUCAUAGAGCAGAACAUCGUGGCAUCGCUCACAAAUGCACCGGAGAACAGGUAA